GGGCUGGGGAGUUGGAUGCACCAAACCUGUGUGAGGCUGGAGGAGGCCCCUGCCAGACCCUCUCCAGGCCUGUGCUGCCAUUCAGCCUCUCCCCAGUCACACACUGAGCUCCAGAUCAGGGAAGGGCCGAAGACGACUAGCAGGGCAGCCGCAGAAGGGGCGGCUUGCGUGGGACGGGUCUCUCUGCACGUCUGGUCACCGGGGGGAAAGGAGGGGGCCUUCGGCGCGCGGGGCGGUGUCGCGCAGGCCCAGCCCCGCCUGCCCACGCCACCCAUUGGUCCCGAGCGUGAUGUUGCGGGCGGAGCAGGAAGGAAACCGCUCCCGAGCGCGGCGGCGGCGUAGUCUACCGGCAGUGCAGCUGCCGCUACCACCGCCUUCUGCCCACCGGCCUGUCCGCGUAUCCCCAGCAUGAGCGGCCUGCGCGUCUACAGCACGUCGGUCACCGGCUCCCGCGAAAUCAAGUCCCAGCAGAGCGAGGUAACCCGGAUCCUGGAUGGGAAGCGCAUCCAAUACCAGCUAGUGGACAUCUCCCAGGACAACGCCCUGAGGGAUGAGAUGCGAGCCUUGGCGGGCAACCCCAAGGCCACCCCACCCCAGAUUGUCAACGGGGACCAGUACUGUGGGGACUAUGAGCUCUUCGUGGAGGCCGUGGAACAAAACACGCUGCAAGAGUUCCUGAAGCUGGCCUGAGUCAAGCCUGCCCACAGUUCCCCUGCUGGACGCCAUCACCACACUCCCCCCAGCCUUCACCUGGCCAUGAAGGACCUUGUGACCAACUCCCUGUCAUUCCUAACCUGACCUUAGAGUCCUUCCCCCAACCCAGGCCACUUCUCCUCCCUUGUAAAUGUAGUCCCCCCUUCUCCAUUCAAAGGCAACAUUCCUUAUCCACUAGUCUUAGAAAUUGUCUUAAGCAACAGCCCCAAAUGCUGGCUGUCCCCAGCCAAGCCUUGGGACCACCAUCCUGCCUGACACUGGCUGAUGGGCACCUCUGUUGGUUCCAUCAGCCAGAGCUCUGCCAAAGGCCCCGCAAUCCCUCUCCAAGGAGGACCCUAGAGACAAUUAAAUGUCCUGUUCCAUUGGCA
Messenger RNA from Sapajus apella (tufted capuchin), 1082 nucleotides. It is a transcript of the gene SH3BGRL3, whose product is annotated as SH3 domain binding glutamate rich protein like 3. NCBI's taxonomy places the organism in Eukaryota, Metazoa, Chordata, Mammalia, Primates, Cebidae. Gene Ontology annotation, cellular component: cytoplasm. The record is from RefSeq and is a predicted model, not a curated record.